This is a messenger RNA of Saccostrea cuccullata (small rock oyster), 1455 nucleotides long. RefSeq lists its product as uncharacterized. The coding region runs from base 1 to 975 and encodes 324 amino acids. The transcript has 10 exons. Lineage: Eukaryota; Metazoa; Mollusca; Bivalvia; Ostreida; Ostreidae. The record is from RefSeq and is a predicted model, not a curated record.
AUGGCGUUCGUUGAUGAGAAGAUUCAGGAAUACUUCUUUAAUGGAUAUGAUAAUAAAGAAAUCAUAUUUUUUCUUUGGAAUGAUUAUGGUGUGAAAUUAAGCUGUAGACAUUUGAAAAGGCGCAUGACCAGACUGAACUUGAGAAGACGGAGAUACAAUUUAGAUAGGGCAAUUAGGGCUAUUCAGGAAGAAAUGAUGUUCAGUGGACAGACUCUCGGGUGUCUUUGCGAGAAACGAAGACUUCUUCAGAAACAUGGCAUCUUUAUAGGAAGGGAUGACGUUUUGGGUUUGUUGAGAAUAAUCGAUCCUGAUGGAGUUGAUCUAAGAGCAAGUCACUGCCUGACAAGAAGAAUGUAUCUUAACAAUGGACCAAAUUAUCUUGUACAUGUUGAUGGUUACGACAAGUUGAAGCCAUUUGGCUUCGCUAUACAUGGUGCAAUGUGUGGAUUUUCAAGACGAAUACUGUGGCUUAAAGUUGCAAGAACAAACAAUGACCCGUCUGUCGUGGCAUCUUAUUUCCUGAAAUACCUGGAGGAAAUAAAUAGUGCUCCAAGGUGUGUGAGACUUGAUGCUGGAACUGAGAAUAUAUACAUUGAGGACAUUCAAAAAUCUUUCCGUUGGUACCAUAAUGAUGACAUGAGUGGAGAAAAGAGUGUAAUCAUAGGAAGAUCAAUGUCUAACCAGAGAAUAGAGCGCUGGUGGAGAACACUGAGAGAGAUGGGCAUCUCCUUCUGGAUACACUUGUUCAAAGAUAUGGAAGACCAAGGGAUGUUUUCAUCAGCAAAUAACGAGCACAUAGAAUGCCUUCGCUUCUGUUUUACAAAAAUCAUCCAACAAGAACUUGAUCAGAUAAAAAUAGAAUGGAAUAACCAUUACAUCAGAGCACAAAGACGUUAUGAUGAUGAUGGAAGUCUCCCAGGAAAACCAGAAAUGAUGUUUUUCCACCCUGAAAUUUUUGGUGCAGUAGAUUAUUAAUUUCCAGUGGAUAUUUAUGAUGUGCUAGAGUUUCAAAGAUUAUUUCCUAGUCCAAGCCCAAGAGGAUGUUGUGAGGAUUAUGCAGCAUACUUUGAUCAUUUGCUUUUGGAAGGUGGGAGAGCUGUCCCAAACACCACUGAGAAGGCCAUGGAGGCUUUGAAGUACUUGAUUGAAAAGUUGUAAAAUCCACAUCAAGGGCAUGCAGAGAAUAAGCCUUUAUCUAAUGUUUAACUUUUUUUCAAUUUUCAUGGAAAAUAUUGUAUACUAAUCAUCAAUGGAACUGAAGCAAGUGUAUGAAUAAAAAGUCACAAACAGAAUUACAAUGUUUAUUGGCACACCAUAAUCAUUGGAACAACUAAUUAAUGAAAAUUGCAAAAUUAGAUUAUAAGGAAGGCAAACUGCUCUGAAAAAAACUUAUAUGGCAUACAGAUGCAACAAUCUAGAAUUUCAAAAAAAAAAUCAAAAGCAUGCUUUAUAGUA